CUCCACAAAGAUUAUUUUUGAGAGGUGUUAUUCUUCUUGCCACAAUACCACCACCUACGGCUUACAGGACACGGAUGGAUGGACUACUGGGGAUCGGAAGGGAGAAGAGAGCGGUGAAUGGUAUUCUUCACAAUGCUGCAAAGCAGAGGAAGGGGUUGGUAGAAGAGGUAGAAGAUGGGAUCGUGCCAAGGCCUGAUUCGAGUAUUGGUGGGGAGGAAGAGGAUGAAAAAGAGCAAAAACCCACGCAAGCUUCAGGACUACUUUGUGCAAUCUGUCGUAUACGACCAUCACCAUAUACAUGUCCUCAAUGCAAUAUCCCUUAUUGUUCGGUAACGUGUUUUCGUCAUACAAAACAUGAAAGAUGUUCAAAACCUUUUAUACAACAAGCAUUAGACGAAGAAAGACAUGCAAAGGAAGAUGAAGGUGAUGGUGAAAAUGCUUUUGUCGAUGAAGAAGAACGUGAAAAGAUGAUGGACGUUUUGAGAAGAAUACAAAAAUUGGACAUGAAUGUCAAACAGGCUUCUUCACAAACCCGAAAACCACAAUUAUACAAUCCUCAUGAGACUAGCGAGGAUUCAGGAGACGAAGAAGACGAUGACGAAUCCGAGGAGUAUGAAUGGGAAGAUGUUCUGCAAACAGCUGUGAGGGCAGGCAUAGAUCUAGAGACUGCAAAUACGCAAGAAUUGUUGGCCAUGCUGAGUGCCGAAGAACGAGAGCAGUUCCAAGCGAUGAUUCGACAGGCUGAAAUGAAUGGCGGUCGUCUUGCAGGAGGCAAUGAGCUCAGGUCAGAAGAAGAAGAAGGAGAAAAGCAAACGAGCAUUGCAGCGAAAUGGUGGAGCGUGUCUGAUGUUAAUUGCACAGAUCAGAAAACGCCUGAAGUUUCCGACAAAUUUUCCAAAGAUGUUCAAGCAAUCGUCCAGGGGAUGCAGGGCAGACCUCAAGGGAGAGAGUUACAAUGGAACAUCUUGCUUGUUGCUUUGAGCUAUGUCUACAUUCUCAGACAUGUGGACGUAGAUGAUCUUGCUGGUUUGCAGAACGAGAAGGUGGAAGAACAAACCGAACUUACCUUCAUCCGAAAACUCUUCUCUCAGCUCGUGCCAUUCUUGAUCACCAGUAAGUCCCACGACAAGAAUGAUGAUUUGUCGCGAACUAUUCUGAGCAAUGGAGAGGAUGUGACGCUGUGGCUUCUUGCCAGAUUGGGUGCAGAUGCUGGAGAAAAGCCGGCAGAAAUGAUGCAAUUCUUAUUCAAGGAAGUCCAACAGCCUUUCCUUCCAAUUUCAAAGUAUCGCCUCAAAGGCUGA
This is a messenger RNA of Meira miltonrushii, 1301 nucleotides long. RefSeq lists its product as uncharacterized. The record is from RefSeq and is a predicted model, not a curated record. The coding region runs from base 75 to 1301 and encodes 408 amino acids. The transcript has 2 exons. Lineage: Eukaryota; Fungi; Basidiomycota; Exobasidiomycetes; Exobasidiales; Brachybasidiaceae.